Drosophila montana is the source of this 1823-nucleotide messenger RNA. RefSeq names its product protein 5NUC-like. Bases 3 to 1784 code for a protein of 593 amino acids. Lineage: Eukaryota; Metazoa; Arthropoda; Insecta; Diptera; Drosophilidae. The record is from RefSeq and is a predicted model, not a curated record. Gene Ontology annotation, cellular component: plasma membrane. Gene Ontology annotation, molecular function: metal ion binding; nucleotide binding; 5'-nucleotidase activity. Gene Ontology annotation, biological process: AMP catabolic process. The transcript has 6 exons.
AAAUGUCCCAUCAAUAUAAGCUUUUGGCCAUCCUGCUGUUGCUUGGCAACAGGAUAACAGCACAUCCAAUAGAAGUGAAGCCCGCCGUGGCUACUGAGUUCAUUAUACUCCACAACAAUGACAUGCACGCCAGGUUCGAGCAGACGAAUGUCAACAGCGAAAGUUGUCCGCCGGAGGACGUUAAAAGGGACAAAUGUUUUGGCGGCUUCGCACGUGUGGCCAAUGUAGUUCGAAAAUAUCGGGCAGAAGCUAAAAAUGGAGGAACCCCCGUGUUUUAUUUGAAUGCCGGAGAUACGUAUACGGGCACCGCGUGGUUUACGGUCUUCAAAAAUAAAAUCGCCAGCGAUUUUCUCAACAGGCUGCAACCGGAUGCCAUCUCUCUAGGAAAUCACGAGUUCGAUGAGAAAGUGGAAGGACUCGUGCCAUUCCUGAAUGACGUCAACUUCCCGGUAUUGGCCUGUAACCUGGAUCUCACAAAGGAGCCUGCAAUGGCUGCCUCCAAGCAUCUAGGCAAUUCGACAAUACUGGAGGCAAAUGGUACGAAAAUUGCCGUGAUUGGAUACGUUACACCAGACACAAAAUUGCUGUCCUUAAGAAAUAACGUGGAAUUCAAUGAAGAAAUCUCCUCAAUCAACAAAGAGGCGGCCAAACUAAAGGCGCAAGGCUUUAAAAUAAUCAUUGCCCUGGGACACUCCGGUUAUAUAAAAGACCAAGAAAUAGCCAAAAAUUGCCCCGAAGUUGACCUUGUUAUUGGCGGACAUACGAACACAUUUCUGUUUAACGGAGAGAAGCCAAGUGUCGAAAGUAUAGACGGUCCAUAUCCCACUGUAAUUAGACAGAAGAGUGGUAAAAAAGUGCCCGUGGUACAGGCCUACGCCUACACGAAGUACUUGGGUAAAUUGCACGUGAAGUUCGAUAAAGAAGGAAAUUUAAUCGAAUUCGAUGGUUUGCCCAUCCUAUUGGAUUCUGGAGUCGCGCAAGACAAGGAAUUGCUUAACCUGUUGGAAGUUUACCGUGAGAAUGUUACGGCCCUAGAGAAGUCCAUUGUGGGUCAUAGCAAGGUGUACCUUGAGGGACGUAAGACCGUUUGUCGUUUGGUCGAGUGUAAUAUGGGAAAUCUGAUUACCGACGCGAUGAUAUUCAGCAGAGUCAUGGAGGAUCAGGGCGGCGAUUACUGGACAGAUGCGUCCAUUGCCAUUCAUCAGGGUGGCGGCAUUCGCAGCUCAAUCGAACGGAAAUCUGAUGGCAUUAUCACUCAGAGCGACGUGCUGGCGGUCCUUCCCUUUGAAAAUGAUCUUUACAUCACAAGAAUCAGUGGGAAGACCUUAAGGAAUGCUCUGGAACAUGCGGCCGCGGUUAGAUAUAAGGAUUCCGACGGAGCAUUUCUACAGGUAUCCGGCUUGCAUGUGGUCUACAAUCCGGAUAUGCCAGAAGGUCAUCGGGUUACCUCUGUGGAAGUGCGUUGCGCCAGUUGCACGGUGCCAACCUACAGCAGUCUGAACGAUGCCUCCUACUACAAUGUGAUUGUGCCGCAAUUCUUAUUCGAUGGAGGAGAUGGCCACAUAAUGAUUGACCAAACGAAUCCUGUGUCGAUACGGAUGCAAAAAACGAUUGUUGAAGCCGUUCAGCAGUACCUUCAGCAGCGGGAAUAUGUCUAUCCGGAGGUGGAGGGCCGCAUUCUGUUCAGAGGAGUAGGGGGAAAAAAAUCAACUGGAUCCACGAUAAGCAUUAUGAGCUCCCUAGCAUUGAUGCUAUUUUCAUUUGUAGUCAAUCGUACCUUUUAACUGAUCUUAAUGUGAAUAUUCAUCUAAUGAUAAUUACAA